Messenger RNA from Polypterus senegalus (gray bichir), 1226 nucleotides. Its product is annotated as latexin-like. The transcript is spliced from 7 exons. The record is from RefSeq and is a predicted model, not a curated record. The coding region runs from base 204 to 1121 and encodes 305 amino acids. NCBI's taxonomy places the organism in Eukaryota, Metazoa, Chordata, Cladistia, Polypteriformes, Polypteridae. Gene Ontology annotation, molecular function: metalloendopeptidase inhibitor activity.
AGAACACAAGCAGACACCAACGGACCCUGAAAGGACAAAUUUACUUGAAUGCAAGUUGUUGUUGCUUUUUCAGUCUGACCUGGAGUUAGCCAGAAAUUAUCUCUGAAGGUGUGGCUGAAGAAAAUCUGGGGGCUGACGCAAGCAGUGGACCGUCACAUUGUUACUAAAAGCAGCUGCCACGGCCAAGACACACACUUCCUAAAAUGUCUCCGUUCAAGUGGGUUGUUCUGGGCCUGCUCCCGCUCAUCAAUGGAUUUGCUCUGCUCAAAGACCACCUACAGUCAUUUGAGAUGACAAGAACAGCCAUGGAUUCUGAAAACCUCCACAAUGAACUGCCACACAGCACCCUGCACCUGGAAGAGGCCGAAGCAGCACUUGAAAAGUCAAUGGAGUUGAAUCCAGAUCUAAGGAUGGAAAAACUGAAUCCUGCUAACUACAGAGCAACACGGGCUGCACAGGUGGCUGUACACUAUUUGAACUAUAAGCAAGGCAGCUUAUUCUGCCAUUUUAGUCGCAGAAAAAUUGAAAACGCCACCUUAGAGGAAAUACCUGGAGUUGGAAACAAGUACUUUUUAACAUUUAUAGAAGAUGAGACACCAAGUAAACAUGCCACAGGAGUAUACACUGCUGAAAUACUCUUUAGACACACUAUAACAAAAAUGGCACCAGAAGUGAACAGUACAUAUUAUGGCUGUGUUAAAAACAUUUCGGAAGAUGAAAACACUUUUUAUGUACGUAUGAGGAAGCAGCACCAACUUGUGGCUGGGAAAUAUAUUCCAGAUGGUCAUGGAAACAUCCCUACUGAAAUGGAACCAUUCUGGCACCUUGGAUACACUGCAUCAAGCUAUAUUAUGUGGAAGGAAUCCAAUGAAUCAACUCUUUUUAAUAUGGAAACUGUUCUUUCCUUUCAACAACUGGAAACAGAAAAUGAUAGCCUUGCCUUUGAUUAUGUUGUCCUACUGCAUGAGAUGGUGUCUCAGGAGGUAACUCAAUGGACAAUGCAAGUGUGCUGGAGCCCUUUCCAAGGAGUAAAAGUGCUGCAUUAUUCUCAAAGCUCAGAAAAUAUUCAGUUUCCUGGAGAUGCAAAGGCCAUAAUGAGUCCAACAAGCCUUGACAAAUGAAUGUUAAUGUCUUCACCAAUGUUAACACUAUCUAAAAUUUACCCAUAUUAAUUCUCAAAACAAAUCAAAAUAAAAAAAUAAAUUUUAUAUGUAUAAAAAAUGUAA